GGGCUGAAACCAAACUGAACUCCUAUUUGACAGUUAAAGAAUAAAAUAUUGCGAGUAUUAGACUUUUAAAUUUGGCGCGAAUUUUUCCCGACGCCAACCUGCUGUUGACGUAUUUUUUUGGUUAGCCCAUCCGCCAGGUUUCCAAAGAAAUGGAUCAAAUAAAAGUGUUUGACGAUAAAUUCAAAGAUCUGACAUCCGAGAAAGUGUCGCCUGUGGCACUCGAUGGUAAUGAAGAUGACGAUUUGACCGAUUGCAAUAAAAAGAGAGAAUGGCAAGCUGCGAAUCCAAAUCAUCACUCGUGUUCCUUCUGUAGGGUAGAAUUUCCUGAUAUAGCGGCACAGAGAGAACAUUAUAAGCUAGAUUGGCACAGAUAUAAUUUAAAACAAAAUUUAUUAAAUCGUGAACCCGUAAAUGAGGAAGAAUUUAACGUGAAACUUGCAGAUGACCUCUCGAGUAUUUCUGGUUCGGAUUCGGAAAAAGAGGAUGUGACCAUCGAAAGUCUGGCAACAGCACAAGGAAAAAUCUUCUUACGGGGUGGUCCAAAUGGUGUUAUAUUCUCGUUAUAUAGAUGCUUAUUGGCUGAAAAGAAGGUGGAGAUUGAAGAAGGUAAUUUGCAAAAGCAAUUGCAUGGAUUGAGGGAAUCUAAAAAAUGGACUAUAUUAAUGUUGGGUGGCGGACAUUUUGCGGGGGCCAUCUUCGAUGGGGAGGUCGCAAGGAUUCACAAAACUUUUCACUGCUAUACGGUAAGAGCAGGCCAGGGUGGUUCGCAAAGCUCGAGGGAUAAUAAAAACGCGAGUUCCGCUCCGAAGAGCGCGGGCGCUUCUUUGAGGAGGUACAAUGAAACAGCCCUAAUUCAACACGUGGGUGAUAUAAUUGAAACCUGGAAAGAAGACUUAGAAGCCAGCAGUUUGAUUUUUAUACGAGCAGCUGGUCCUUAUAAUAAAUCAGUGUUGUUUGGCGGAAAAAAUCCGUUACUUGAAAGGAGUAAUCCACGGAUAAGGACAAUUCCCUUCUCGACUAGAAGAGCAACGUUCACUGAAGUAAAGCGAGUACAUUCUAUACUAUCUACAAUAUACUGUUACAAUUCAACAGAGGAUGCGACCAAACAAUUCAUCAAACAGAAAUCGCCUAAUCACCAUAGGAGUAAAGGAAAGAAUACUUCAAUAAAUAGAGCGAAAUCGCGCGAGAACAUUCAGCGUCCAUUACCCACGGAAAUCAUAUACUCAGAGGAAGAGAAGAUCGGUGGUUUAAUAGCUGAGGACGUAGAAAUUUCUUUUACAGAUAUUUUACAGCCUUUCGAAGAAACGGAAAGGAGAAAGAAGCGAUUGCCGAAGAAGAAAGAACCAGAAAAGAAGAAAGGCAAAACAAAAGCAGAGAAACUUCAAGAGCAAGAGAUUCAGCGUAAGCGAGAAGUACGGGAAACUAUUAGAGAUGGAAACUUGGAUAAACUUAAAAAUAUUUACAAAAGCUAUGAAGAUUUCGAUGUCAAGUUGCACGAAGCACUUGACGAACUGGGAAACUGCGCUCUUCAUGUCUCCGCUAUGCACGAUCGUCUUGAAAUACUAAGUUAUUUGCUUGAAAAUGGCGCUAACUUGUGCUCAAAGAACAACAAACAGCAAACACCCUACAGCUGUUCUCAAAUAAAAAAUGUUCGAGAUUACUUCAAAUUAUACGCCAUCGAACAUCCAGAUAAGUUUAAUUAUAACAAAGCGCAGAUUCCAACACCACAACCGAGCGAUUUGAGUCCUGAAGAGUUGGCAGAGAAGAAGAGAUUGCAGCGGAAAUGUAAACGCGAUAAGGAGAAAGAAAAGAAAAAGGAGAAGAUUGUUGUCAUGAAAGAGCGGGUCGAGCAGGAUAGAUUUGCGAAUUUGAGUGAUCGCGAAAAGAGAGCGCUGGCUGCCGAACGUCGAAUCCUCAGUCAGUCUGGUGAAGUCAUCUCGCGUUGUUUUCUGUGCGGCUCCAACAUCGCUGGAAAGGUGCCCUUCGAGUAUAUGGCUAACAGAUUUUGUACUAUCGAUUGUCUGAAAGCGCACAGAAUGAAGAGCCCCCUUACACUUUCGUAAUAAAAACGUUAAAAUAAA
Molecule: messenger RNA, 2081 nt
Organism: Nicrophorus vespilloides
Lineage: Eukaryota; Metazoa; Arthropoda; Insecta; Coleoptera; Silphidae
Product: ankyrin repeat and zinc finger domain-containing protein 1-like
Exons: 4
Coding region: 150-2063 (637 amino acids)
Molecular function (GO): protein binding
Source: RefSeq, a predicted model, not a curated record